This is a messenger RNA of Aspergillus bombycis, 585 nucleotides long. Its product is annotated as amino acid transporter. The record is from RefSeq and is a predicted model, not a curated record. Bases 1 to 585 code for a protein of 194 amino acids. NCBI's taxonomy places the organism in Eukaryota, Fungi, Ascomycota, Eurotiomycetes, Eurotiales, Aspergillaceae. The transcript has a single exon.
AUGCUGGACAACAAGAAGGGAAAGGCCAGCAUGGCCUACGAUGGCGAGCGAACAAGUCCCUAUUGGUCUGUAUUCGAGGAAAAAGAGGUCUUCAAGAAGACCGAUACUGGAGUCAACUUCCGUCAAGUUGGGUGGUUCAAUGCGGGUGUGAUCUUCAUUAAGAUACUCUUCGCGACAGGGGUGCUAUCACUACCAUCAGCGCUGUACUCAUUGGGAGCCCUAGGAGGUUCAAUUAGUAUCGUGGCUUGGGGAUGCUUCAAUACCUAUUGUUUCGUUCUUCUAGGCAACUUUCGCACAAGACACCCUUACUGCCAUUCGAUCGCUGACAUGGCCGAGGUUGUCGGUGGUAUAGUUGCGAAGGAGGCAACGGGGCUAUUGUUUAUCAUUGCCUAUGUUUUGGCGACAGGGAGUGGCAUUAUUGGAGUGUCGACCGCGCUGAAUGCCCUUUCGCACCAUGCCGCAUGCACUGUCUGGUGGUCAUUUCUUGCCACAGUUGUCAUUAUCGUGACCGCCUCUAUUCGCAAGCUUGAGCAUGUGGGCUGGCUCACCUAUGCUGCUUUAUUUCUAUUUACGCCGCUGUACUAA